GACUCCUGGAAGCUUCUCCACAGGAACCCGAGAUGGCGGCGCUGACUGGUUCUCCCUCAGCGGGGCUGCCUGCCUUGGCGACGGCCGCCCCGAAUCCCGCCCCGCCGCCGCCGCUACCAGCCCCGCCUGGCUACCGGACCUUCGAGCCUGAGGCGCUGGGGCUCAACCCGGGCUGGAGGCUCACCAGCUACGGGGAGCUGCGGGGCUGAGGCUGCAAAGUCCCCCAGGAGACGCUGCUCAGGCUCCUGGAGGGACUCGGCGGUCCCCGCCCCGGGUUGGCCGGGGCGGGGGAUGAUGCGGCCGCGGCGGCUGCCGGAGCCCUCACUCCCACCGUCGGUAUUGGAAUGGACUCCUGUGUAAUCCCCUUGAGGCAUGGGGGUCUCUCUCUUGUACAGACUACAGAUUUCUUUUAUCCAUUGGUGGAGGACCCUUAUAUGAUGGGUCGCAUUGCCUGUGCCAACGUGCUGAGUGACCUCUAUGCUAUGGGCAUCACAGAAUGUGACAACAUGCUUAUGCUGCUGAGUGUGAGCCAGAAAAUGACUGAUGAGGAGCGGGACAAAAUCAUGCCACUAAUAAUCAAGGGCUUCCGGGAUUCAGCAGAAGAUGGUGGCACCUCAGUAACUGGUGGGCAGACAGUCUUGAAUCCUUGGAUCAUUGUUGGGGGAGUUGCGACAGUUGUAUGUCAGCCCAACGAAUUUAUUAUGCCAGAGAGUGCAGUUCCAGGGGAUGUGCUUGUGCUGACGAAGCCACUGGGGACUCAAGUGGCAGUGAAUGCUCACCAUUGGCUAGAUAACCCAGAGCGGUGGAAUAAGAUUAAACUAGUAGUUUCCAGAGAAGAUGUUGAAUUGGCCUACCAGGAAGCCAUGUUUAGUAUGGCCAUGCUGAACAGGACAGCUGCCAGUUUGAUGCACACUUUCAACGCUCAUGCUGCCACAGACAUUACAGGCUUUGGAAUUCUGGGCCACGCACAGAACCUGGCCAAGCAGCAACGCAGCGAGGUGUCUUUCGUCAUCCAUAAUCUACCCAUCAUUGCCAAGAUGGCUGCUAUCAGCAAAGCAUGUGGUAACCGGUCUAGGCUCCUGCAAGGAACAUCCCCAGAGACAUCUGGGGGGCUGCUGAUCUGUUUACCUCGGGAACAGGCUGCCCGCUUCUGUGCUGAGAUCAAGUCUCCCAAGUAUGGAGAGGGACACCAAGCCUGGAUCAUUGGCAUCGUGGAGAAGGGCAACCAGACCGCUCGCAUCAUUGAGAAGCCUCGUAUUAUUGAAGUGACACCCCGUGGGGCCAGUGCAUCCCCUCAGGAUAACAAUUCCAGUGCUAGCCCUGAAGCUGCCUCAUGAGGUGGCAAAACGACUUUCUUCUAUCCACUGUAGGCUCUGGAGUUGAAAAGCACCCUGAGGCUCUGGAUCAGUGCGCUCUUCUAUAGCACAAUAAUCCCCAGAAUAUUGUCCUCCUCAUUGGACAAUCUGAUCUGAUGCAAAUCUGAUGCAAAUUGGUUAUGAAUCCAUUUCUUGAAAGCCGGUAAAUUGCGGCCACUGUUGAUUGGGACAAGAUGGUAACUUGAAUGAUUUAUUGGAAUAGUUCUACCUGUUCUUGAGCUCUCCCAGCUUUUGGUCAGACUGAGCAGCUGGACCAAAAGGAGGGUGGGGUGAUUGUAAAAGCCAUCUGGUUGGGCCAGAAGCUGCUCCUCUCUUCAUGAAGCACCUCCUUUAAAUCCCAGUCGUGGGCUUGGAGGAGCAGAGGAACACUAGAGGAGCAGUACCAAGCUCAGCUUCAUGGAUUGUUCCUUGGGUUGUAAAUUAUUGGUGAUUUGAGUUAAUAAAAAAAAAGUUGAUUUCUAUAGCUAA
Elgaria multicarinata webbii is the source of this 1844-nucleotide messenger RNA. RefSeq names its product selenide, water dikinase 1-like. Gene Ontology annotation, cellular component: cytoplasm. The record is from RefSeq and is a predicted model, not a curated record. Lineage: Eukaryota; Metazoa; Chordata; Lepidosauria; Squamata; Anguidae. Gene Ontology annotation, biological process: L-selenocysteine biosynthetic process. Gene Ontology annotation, molecular function: selenide, water dikinase activity; ATP binding. The transcript is spliced from 8 exons.